This is a messenger RNA of Acomys russatus (golden spiny mouse), 2759 nucleotides long. RefSeq names its product isthmin 1 (gene Ism1). The record is from RefSeq and is a predicted model, not a curated record. The coding region runs from base 1 to 1386 and encodes 461 amino acids. NCBI's taxonomy places the organism in Eukaryota, Metazoa, Chordata, Mammalia, Rodentia, Muridae. The transcript is spliced from 6 exons. Gene Ontology annotation, biological process: negative regulation of angiogenesis.
AUGGUGCGCCUGGCAGCGGAACUCCUCCUGCUGCUGGGGCUGCUGCUUCUCACUCUGCACAUCACGGUUCUGCGAGGAUCGGGAGCCGCGGAGACGCCGGACGCAGCCGCGGGAAAUGUCAGCGGGUCCCAGCUGCAGAGUAACCUCAACCUGGAGAGUGACUCCACAUCAGAAAUCAGCUUUCCAUUGUCCAAAGAAGACCCAGAAGAGCACCAGGUUGUCCACCAACCCUACCCCAGACAGCGAUUCCCUCAAGACACUGAGCAUCCUUCACUGCAAAGAGAUGGCCCCAGAUCCUUUCUCCUUGACCUGCCAAACUUUCCAGAUCUCUCCAAAGCUGAUAUCAAUGGACAGAAUCCAAAUAUUCAGGUCACCAUCGAGGUGGUUGACGGUCCUGACUCGGAAGCAGAGAAAGAUCAACACCCGGAGAACAAGCCCAGCUGGUCAGUCCCGGCUCCUGACUGGCGGGCCUGGUGGCAGAGGUCCUUGUCCUUGGCCAGGACAAACAGCGGGGACCAGGACUACAAGUAUGACAGUACCUCAGACGAUAGCAACUUCCUCAGCGUUCCUAGAGGAUGGGAUCGCCCAGCCCCAGGCCACCGGACUUUUGAAACCAAAGAGCGGCCAGACUAUGAUUCCACAGACGGUGAGGGUGACUGGAGUCUCUGGUCUGUCUGCAGCGUCACCUGUGGAAAUGGCAACCAGAAACGGACUCGCUCUUGUGGCUAUGCAUGCAUUGCAACAGAAUCCAGGACCUGUGACCGUCCCAACUGCCCAGGAAUUGAAGACACUUUCAGGACAGCAGCCACCGAAGUAAGUCUGCUUGCGGGAAACGAGGAGUUUAACGCCACCAAGCUGUUUGAAGUUGACAUGGACAGCUGUGAGCGAUGGAUGAGCUGCAAAAGUGAGUUCUUAAAGAAAUACAUGCACAAAGUGAUCAAUGACCUACCUAGCUGCCCCUGCUCCUACCCUACUGAGGUGGCCUACAGCACGGCCGACAUCUUUGACCGCAUCAAGCGCAAGGACUUCCGAUGGAAGGAUGCUAGUGGGCCGAAAGAGAAACUGGAGAUCUACAAGCCUACUGCCCGCUACUGCAUCCGCUCUAUGCUGUCCCUGGAGAGUACCACACUGGCUGCCCAGCACUGUUGCUAUGGCGACAACAUGCAGCUCAUUACCAGGGGUAAAGGGGCAGGCACACCCAAUCUCAUCAGCACUGAGUUCUCUGCUGAGCUCCACUACAAAGUGGACGUCCUGCCCUGGAUCAUCUGCAAGGGGGACUGGAGCAGGUACAAUGAGGCCCGGCCUCCCAAUAACGGACAGAAGUGCACAGAGAGCCCUUCUGAUGAGGAUUACAUUAAACAGUUCCAAGAAGCCAGGGAGUACUAAAGCACCGCUGGUUUGGAAACACAAAUGCACUGCACUGAUCUGCCAACUGUCACCCAGCUCUUUUUAUCCACAUUUUUGUAUAUUUGUAUAUUCCACAUGAGUAUUUUUAUAAGUACACUAGGGAUAUGUGCCAGGUCUGGGGGACUGCUAUGUCCAGUGCCUAUAAACCAUGUGGGAAGUCCUCCUAGUGUCUGUGUGGGCAGGAAGAGGAACCUGAGCGCAAUAGUGGGUGUGAUUCAAUUCCCACAUCCAUCCAGCGCACGGGAGCACAGAGACUGGGGUUGUAAACAUUAUAAGCAGUUUUUAUAUAUAACUUAUUUAAUACGAAUGUGACUUGCGUGUAACCUUUUCUCUGGAGUUGUCCUUGUAAAAAUUAUUUAAUCACUUCUGAGAGAGUUCAGAAAGAAAAGGGCUUAGGGGAAUGAAGAGAAAAGGAAUUUUGCAGUGGAAAUGCACCAAAGCAAUAAACACCCACCUUACCCCAGGUGUUCUUUAGUCGUGGGGCGUCUGAUGGAGUCACAGAUUCCAACAGUUUCUUGUCUUAAGCAAGGGUGGGCAGGAAGUGAGUGUUUGGAGUUGAAUCUAAGACAUGGUUUUAAAUGGCUUUAAAAUAAACGACCAGUGUAAUUCUACUAAGGAGCCCCAGCAGUGGUGCCUCUGCCCAGUCCUACCAGGCUCAGAGGACUGUGGGGAGUUCAGGCAUGAAGCCAGGAGCGGCACUUUGCAAAGAAAAAGCAAAACAAGUUGGGAAAUAAUAUGGGCCUCGUUUUGUCUAUUGUAUUUUAAUAUAACAACUUUUCUCCGCCAAUAUAUUCCCAGUAAAUAAAUAUGAAAAGGGGUGAGGGGAGCCAAAGUCUGGGAAAUCCUAAUUUUUUUAUGUUUAAAAAAAACUGCAUUAUUUUUGUAAAGUAUUUAUUGAGUCAUUGGCUAUUGUGCACUGUGCAGUUAUAAGACAGUCCACUUUUGUGGGGGUAGAACUUGAGGACAGAUAAAGAGUUGGUUCUUAUGCAAUUUUUUACUUGCAAAACUCCAGGAUAAAAAGAUAUAUAAUAAAAUCAUAAUAAAAUGUGUUACUGAAUCCUUGAUUUAUGAUACAAGUAGUGUAACAGCUCCAAGUGAAGCAAGGUUUUCAUGAGGAGAAAGUGUCAACCCAGGUGGGAAUAAAAGAUUCACAAACUCAACAGUGGCCAGGCCAAGUCAUCGCGUCUUCGGCAUCAAGAGCAUCUCCCCAGCCCCCAAGUAGCUCAAGUUAAUAGGCACAUGUAUUCUUUUGUCCUCACCCAGAACUAAGAAAAUCGAACUAAAGCAAAGACUUAAACUGGGCAAGGCUACUUCCAGACAAAAUAAAGACAUACAAGGAAUAAGUAGAACUG